Molecule: messenger RNA, 2654 nt
Organism: Phacochoerus africanus (Common warthog)
Lineage: Eukaryota; Metazoa; Chordata; Mammalia; Artiodactyla; Suidae
Gene: C1H3orf80
Product: chromosome 1 C3orf80 homolog
Exons: 1
Coding region: 169-921 (250 amino acids)
Source: RefSeq, a predicted model, not a curated record
CUCCUCCUUCCGCCCAAGCGUGGCCAAGUGAGGACUGCUCUGGCCGCAGGUAGCGGAGGCGCGGGAGACGGCGCGCGGGACUCAAACCGAGCGCGACGGGAGGGGCCGACGGAUACGCGGACAGACUGUUUCCCCUGCCCCGGACUUUAGCGACGGUGCCCGCGAGCCAUGUGGGGACUGGGGGUCACGGCCGAGGGCCUGUCGGUGGCACCGCCGCCGCCGCCGCUGCUGCCGCUGCUGCUGCUGCUGACGCUAGCGCUGGUGGCGCCCUCGCGGGGCGGCGGGGGUUGCGCGGAGCUGGCAUGCGGCGAGCGGGAGCGCUGCUGCGACGCGGCCAAUGCCACCGCGGUGCGCUGCUGCAAGCUGCCGCUGCACGCCUUCCUCGACAACGUGGGCUGGUUUGUCCGCAAGCUCUCCGGGCUGCUUAUCCUGCUGGUGCUCUUCGCCAUCGGCUACUUCCUGCAGCGCAUCAUCUGCCCCAGUCCACGCAGGUAUCCGCGCGGGCAGGCGCGGCCGGGGCAGGGGCGGCCGGGGCCACCGGGGUGCGCAGGGCAGCCGGGGGCCCCAGUACCGCCGGACGACGACGACGACGAUUCGCCCGCGCUGCUGCGCGACGAGGCGGCUGCCGGCUCUCAGGACUCGCUGCUGGACAGUGGCGGAGGUGGCCGGGGCAGGGCAGGCGGCGGGCGUUCGGCCACCUCCUGCGCCUCGGAGCAUGAGCUGCGCGUAGUCUCUCCCGUCUUCCUGCAGCUGCCCAGCUACGAGGAGGUCAAGUACCUGCCAACCUACGAGGAGUCCAUGCGGCUGCAGCAGCUCAGUCCCGGGGAUGUUGUGUUGCCUGUGUCUGUGCUCGGCCGCCCGAGAGGUGGCGGCGCGGGGGAGUCAAACGACGGCGGCCAGGGCCGCUUCCCGCUCAUCUGAGCGCCCAGGGCAGCCCAGGGACCACGCAGACAGAAGUGGGCCGGGGACUGCGGGUGGGACACAAUGGCUGGGGUGACCUCGGCCGCUGCCAAUUGCCUCAGUCCCUACCUGUUGCCCUGCGACUAGGUUGGGGCUACCCCUACCCCGCUUCCCCCGGGUUCUUAAGUUUUCCUACGUUUCAUUUGGUUCAAGGAAACGUAGGCACGCGUGGCGGGGGCGACACAGCAGCAGACGAGGCCGGAGUACAGCUCUGGAGGACGUCCCCGCCCUCAGCCUCUCCUCCGAUCGCGUUCACUUGUAAGUGCCUGCUUCCCGAACACAGGAGAACACAGGAGCUUCGGGAGAAGGGCAGUAACCUUUAGGAGUGAAGGGAAAGGGACCUAGUUCCACUCCUUUCCCUCUCGCCUGGACUGGUCAUGGUCCCCCAGGAUGGGUGGAGGGCGAGGAGACGAGCUGCGGCUGGAGACUGAUGCUCCCCGGCCUGCGAGAGCAGCGCCUAGGAAUAAUAGACUUCCUUCCUUACGGAGAACUCAGAAAACCCUUCCGCGUCUUCCUGGCCAAGCAUAGGUCACAGCUGAUUGAUGGCUUACAAAUCAGUGGGGGAUACUCGUGGCAUCAGUUAGUUGCUGUACCUAUUCAAGAUACAGCAAUAACGCAUAUCCAAGACCAUACUCGUAAUAAGGUACAGCUGAACUUUAGAUUUUUCAAUAACUGAGAAGAUAUUUAUAUUUAUUUGUCUUUUAUUUUUAUAUUUUUACCAUGUAUUGAACGUAUCCGGAGGGGAUUUCUGCCAUUCAUGACAAGUUAAUCAUCUUAGCACCUUUUUGAGGCCUUAAUGGCCCGGAAAUUGUCUACAUUCUCUCAUUAUUGUUUAAUUAAAAUGUUGGACAUUAUUUCAUUUACAACGGGAAAAAGAAGAGGCGUGUUCAAACGAGAAAAUGUAUGUGAUUAAAAACACGAAGGAUACCUUAUUUUCACUAUUUGAGAAGAAUAUAUUUUAUUUUUAGUACUGUGGCAUAAUAUAUAACUUUUUAUAAUAACUAUACAUUAUGUAUGUAGUCUAGGUCAUAGUUAUAUGUAAAAAUGAUGGAUAGAUGUAUGCCAUACCGUGAAGCAUGAUGUCAUGCACUUUUCCCUCCAUUUUGCAUUUGGAAUACACUUCACAACAUGAUACAAAACAUAAGAAUUUGUUGUGACUUUUGUUUAAAGUCAUAAUUGUGCAGUAAGUACUAUAGAAGGAUUCAGUCAACUCAUCUGAAGAAAAAAAAUGUGUCAUUGUAUUGGUUCUACCAUUCUAUGAAACAUCCUUUAAGCAAAUGGUAAUACAAAAUGACAUUAAAAUGUAUUAUGUAUAAUGUACAUAUGCACAUUGUCUAUGUACAAUAUACACAUUGUAUAUCAUAUAAUUAUUACAGUUCAGGAUUAUCAAGAAAAUGAGAAGGAAGACAAAAAGAUUUCUCUGGUUGGGGAAGGAUGAGUGUUACAUUGAGGAAAAAUUAUACACACAGACCUCAUACAUGUAUCUAGAAAAGUUGUUUUUAUGAUUGGAAAAUUCUGACAAUCUUGAGAAAUCUUAAAAUAUCUGAAUUGUAUUGGAAGAAAAUGAUUUGGUUACCUUAAACUUUUAAAAGCUGAUUGAAAAAGUCUGACAGUUCUAAGAAAUAUUAAGAUGUCUGAAUUGUAAUAGGAGAGAAUGAUUUACUCUAAACUUCUAAAAGCUAAUGACCCUAUCA